UGCCAGCAGCCUAAGAUGGGUGACACCUGGUCCCAGCUGCCCUGGCCUGGGCCCCCCCGCCCGGCCAUGCUGCUGGUCUCCCUCAUCUUGGCCGCAGGGGUGAUGCCCUCGGAUGCCGGCACCAGCUGCCCGGUCCUUUGCACGUGCCAUAACCAGGUGGUGGAUUGCAGCAGCCAGCGGCUCUUCUCCGUGCCCCCGGACCUGCCGAGGGACACUCGCAACCUCAGCCUGGCCCACAACCGCAUCGCCGCCGUGCCGUCUGGCUACCUCACGUGCUACAUAGAGCUCCGGGUGCUGGAUUUGCGCAACAACUCCUUGGUCGAACUGCCCGCGGGCCUCUUCCUGCACGCCAAGCGCCUGGCACACCUAGACCUGAGCUACAACAACCUCAGCCACGUGCCGGCCGACAUGUUCCAGGCCGCCCACGGCCUCGUGCACAUCGACCUGAGCCACAACCCGGGGCUGCGGAGGGUGCACCCGCGGGCCUUCCAGGGCCUGGCGCAGCUCCGGGACCUGGACCUCAGCUACGGGGGCCUGGCCUUCCUCAGCCUCGAGGCUCUCGAGGGCCUGCCGGGGCUGGUGACCCUGCAGAUCGGCGGCAACCCCUGGGUAUGCGGCUGCACCAUGGAGCCCCUGCUGAAGUGGCUGCGGAACCGCAUCCAGCGCUGCACGGCGGAUUCUCAGCUGGCUGAGUGCCGGGGCCCCCCAGAAGUCGAGGGCGCCCCACUCUUCUCCCUGACCGAGGAGAGCUUCAAGGCCUGCCACUUGACCCUGACCCUGGAUGAUUACCUCUUCAUCGCCUUCGUGGGUUUCGUGGUCUCCAUCGCAUCCGUGGCCACCAACUUCCUCCUGGGCAUCACGGCCAACUGCUGCCACCGCUGGAGCAAGGCCAGCGACGAGGAGGAGAUUUGACCCGGGUACCUCCACGCCGCUGACCACCGGGCACCCUCCCUGGCUGCC
Lagenorhynchus albirostris (white-beaked dolphin) is the source of this 960-nucleotide messenger RNA. RefSeq names its product leucine rich repeat containing 55 (gene LRRC55). NCBI's taxonomy places the organism in Eukaryota, Metazoa, Chordata, Mammalia, Artiodactyla, Delphinidae. The record is from RefSeq and is a predicted model, not a curated record. Bases 16 to 912 code for a protein of 298 amino acids. Gene Ontology annotation, cellular component: voltage-gated potassium channel complex. The transcript has 2 exons. Gene Ontology annotation, molecular function: potassium channel activator activity; transmembrane transporter binding; voltage-gated potassium channel activity.